This is a messenger RNA of Saprolegnia parasitica CBS 223.65, 1167 nucleotides long. RefSeq lists its product as hypothetical. Bases 10 to 1131 code for a protein of 373 amino acids. The transcript has 6 exons. The record is from RefSeq and is a predicted model, not a curated record. Lineage: Eukaryota; Oomycota; Saprolegniomycetes; Saprolegniales; Saprolegniaceae. Gene Ontology annotation, cellular component: extracellular region. Gene Ontology annotation, biological process: carbohydrate metabolic process; chitin catabolic process. Gene Ontology annotation, molecular function: chitinase activity; chitin binding.
CGUUCAAGCAUGGCCAAGUGUCAUUGGUGGCCACUUUUCGGCGCCGCCAUCAUCAUCACGGGCGGUGCCUUUGCGAUCACGUACUUCACCCACACGGGCGUCUUUGCCGAGAGCUCGUCGUCGUCGUCUAACGACCCUGGCAAACCCGCCGGCAAGCCAACCAAGAACGCGACGUGCCCGUACCGCGGGUACUACGCCAACAGCAAGAACGACUGCGUUGCGUGCCCGACGCCCACGAAAACGUUUGCUGUCUUUUGGCAGACGUACACGGACGGGUGCCUCGAUUUUGUCAAGAGCGAUGCGUUCCAGUAUAUUACCCACAUUUACUGGGGGUUUGCGCUCAUCAACAACCAAACGGGCGAGGUUUCCCAAACGUUCCAAGGCAACGAUGCAACGCUGCAGACGUGCGUCAACGCCAUGAAAAAAAAGUGCGUCAAGCAGUACGCGAGCAUUGGCGGCCAAACGGAGCGCGCCAACUUUCUCUCGCUCGAUACACCGGCCAAGAUUGCUGCGUUUGGCAAGUCGGCGGCCGCGCUUGUGCAAAAGUUUGGAUUUGACGGCAUUGACGUCGACGACGAAAGCGGCAACUUGCUCGCCAAAGGCGACUGGAAAACAAACGCAUCGCCCAACGUCGCCUCGUACCUCCAGUCACUUCGCACCAACUUGGACGCCCUUCCGCGUAAGAGCCAAGAACCCGCGUACGGCUUGACGUGGGACGAAUUCUUUACGUCAAUGGACCCGACCUGCAAUGCGCCGACCGGUGACUACCAGCGCUGCUUUGACCCGGCGUUGGCAUCCCUUGUCGACGAAGUCAACAUCAUGGCGUACAAUGCCGAGACGGGCGUGACGUACGACACGCUGCUCACUACGACCGUGCCAACCUUGUGGACCGCUGCGAUUCCGCCGGCAAAACUCAUCAUGGGCGGCUGCGUCGGGACGCCAAAAGACCAAGGCGCUUGCUCGUACGGCGCCAGCCCCACGAGCGCACAGCUUGUCGGGUACGCGACCGAUGGCGCCGCAAAGUACGGUGGCACGAUGCUCUGGACCGCGUCAACCGAUAUCCAGCUCAACAAGGGCGCAAAUAUGAUUGGCAUGGGCAAGGCUGGCAACUACGGCAUUUCACUAGCGUAAAAUACACUGUUUCAACUAGUCCAAAACUUGUCCAGG